Dermacentor andersoni is the source of this 2615-nucleotide messenger RNA. Its product is annotated as transcription initiation factor TFIID subunit 8-like. Gene Ontology annotation, biological process: transcription initiation at RNA polymerase II promoter. Gene Ontology annotation, cellular component: transcription factor TFIID complex. The record is from RefSeq and is a predicted model, not a curated record. Gene Ontology annotation, molecular function: protein heterodimerization activity. NCBI's taxonomy places the organism in Eukaryota, Metazoa, Arthropoda, Arachnida, Ixodida, Ixodidae.
GAUAGCAGGAGUUCCCUCGGCGAAUAUGCAAAGAUGGCGUCGUCCGCAAGUGACGCGGGCCCUGUGAACGCGCGCCGGAAAGCUCUCUUCGCGGCAGUAUGUUCGAUCUGUGUCGAAACUGGCUUCUCGAGCGCAGAGCGAGUAGCAGUCGAGUCUCUGGUGGAGAUGCUUCAAAGCUGUCUCGUCGAGAUCGCCCGAAGCAGCAGAGCCUUUUGCGAGCUCUCCGGGAGGACCGAGGCCUUGUCCGGAGAUGUCUUCGUGGCCCUCAUAGAAAUGGGCAUCAAUGUGGAAUCGUUAUGGAGCUUUGUCAAGCGUCCGAACCGCAUCACACUGCCAACACCUGGCUUACAGACACGAUCGUCGAUGCCAAAGAUCCUGCAGGCUGGAGACAAGAAGCCCCUGCCACCUCACAUCCCCGAACACAUGGUGCCCUUUCCUGAUCCACACGCCUACAUCCGGACACCGACACACAAGCAGCCUGUGACGGAGUAUGAAGCUAUUCGGGAGAAGCUGGCCAGCCAGAAGCGAGACGUGGAGCGUGCCCUGACCCGUUUUGUGGCCAAGACAGGCCCCACUCAGAGCCUCUUUGCAGACCAGUCAGCUCCAUUUCCUCUGAUAGCUUGCAAGCCAAUGGCCCAGCCAUACCUAGCAGCGCUGCUUCCCAAGGAUCAGGUGUUUGAGCAGCAGGAAGAGGAACAGGCCAAGAGCAGUCCCGAAAGGCCACCCGAGCUUGUCGACAACCCUUACCUGCGCUCGGUCAAGAUGCCACGAAAGCGCAAGCGGUGACUUCUUGACACAAGGACAAUGUGCGCAUGCUUGACUCACUCUUUAAGAAGAAUGGCUGUAGCAAGCUGGCGGCAAGGAGACUCUGUAGAGCCAAGUAGCCUUUGAAGUUUUGUUGACCACCAAAUGCUCAAGUCUGAGAAGAAACAGACAGCCAACCAGAGCUUCUAUAUGGCAUCAUUCUUGGCUUGACUAGUUAGUUGGUGACCUUGAGCUUCACUGUGGAAUGUUGGCAACUUGCUUUGCUAUCUUGCAUAGCUACUUGUGCACGGAUGUUUUGUAAGACGGAGUGGCUGAAACUGUGAUAGCUUUUCUUUGCAAUGUUGAUGCAGGACCCUAAACAAGUAUUCUGUAGUGUGAUGCUGGAGACUGUUGUAAUAGCAUGGCGUCAAUAGUGGACCAGCAUCGCGACUGCUACACAACUGUCAGUACACAGUCAACCAAAGUGCUGACAUCACCUGGGUGGCAGUAAAGGUUGUGUAUGUGCACAUUUCUAGACGGGCAAUUUUACUGGUGUUCUGCAUCAUGCAAUGUUUGCAGGCAGACAGGGAACUGUGGGCUUGCAUUAUACCAAAUACACAGUUCAGAGGCGACUAAGGACAUGCAAAAAAAAAACAUAGGCAGAUGCUUUGUUGCUAUUCUGACUUGUCAUGUUUUAGUGGCAAGACACUUGUGUUUACUCUGAAAUUUUGCACACCCUCUCAGGUGUAAUUUUGUUCCAUAGCUGUAAAUGCAAUACCUGCAGCUGCUCCCUUUCUCAUAAGAGUGCGCCACAACCUUUGCUAUCAGUAGUGCCAUGUGCUUCCAAGUGAUGCUGACUGGAAAGCACAACAUACAGCAUUAAAGAAAGAAAAUGCUCACAAGUAGUAUUAUUGCAGAUAAAAUUAUGCCGCAAAGGCGUAAAAAAAAAAAAUUUAAGUUCGCCUGUGUUAACCAGGAGCCGUACUAUGUAAGAAUUCUUUUCCUUCAAUUCUAUUCUCUUAUAUCCCUUUUCAGCAAGUGGCCUGUACGAAAAGCAUGGUAACACCAUGCCUUUGGUGUUAUCAGCUAAUGAUCAAGGACAAAAAUAGAAAAUGAAAUCUGUUGCAUGAUACAGGCCCAGAGUAAAUCCAACACUCAGACAAAGGUACAGCCUUUGGGGCGUAUAUCUGCCACACAACAAGAAUCGUCAUCUGCCCUGCUUGCGUUUCCUUUCUUGAAAACGCCGCGCCCGUUACUUUCCUGUUGGGAAUGCUAUGUCAUGCUGAUAACGCGCAUGCCGUUCGUUACUGGGAAGUACCGGGCUCGCAGCGUUAAAGAAAGGAAAUACGGACAAGACAGAUGACGUUUAUUGUUGUGUGGCAAGAUACAACUCAAAGGGGGUGUAAUUUUGUUUUAGAGUGAAUGAUUACAGUUACUUUGGACAGUUAUGGCUACUACAUUGCCAUAUGUCUGUUGGCUUUGCCUUGUAGUUUUCAUCAGUUCUUGCACUGCAUGUUCUUUUAGGCUAUUUAGAAACAUUCCACUUUGAUAACCUUGUUUUUAUUGUUAGUAGCAGCUAACUUCCUGUAAUGUUGAUGAUAACACUUUAUACAAAAACAAUGCAUGCAAGCAGGGCAUCACACUUAAAAACUUGAGACCCUGAUGUUCAGGGCAGUGUCUCCUCGUCUGUAAUAGCCAGUGACGAGGAUGAACAUUAAAGUGCAUAUUACUGAUGUUGCGUGUACAGCAUUAUUGCAGAUUUUGGUGCGCAAAGGCGCUUUUCCAUAGUGACUGUUGUGGCAGAAAAUUACACUACACAGACCAGGAGCCAUAAAAGUGCAUUUGAAAGUAAUAAAAUGUGCUUACUGAAA